Chlorocebus sabaeus (green monkey) is the source of this 1085-nucleotide messenger RNA. RefSeq names its product sulfotransferase family 6B member 1 (gene SULT6B1). The record is from RefSeq and is a predicted model, not a curated record. NCBI's taxonomy places the organism in Eukaryota, Metazoa, Chordata, Mammalia, Primates, Cercopithecidae. Gene Ontology annotation, molecular function: sulfotransferase activity.
CUGUGGUUUAGCUUUUGCCAGGAGGAUAUGCAAAAGUUGAGGGAGGGUGGAUGAGAAUUAAAUGAUUUCUUUUUCAUGUGCCUGGGAGGAGCCCUUUAUUCCAGCCCCUGCCCAAUUCCAUUAAAAGCAAUCACUCCCCCUGGACAGCCACAGAGCAGGUUCAUUUGCAGGGAGCUACCAUGGCUGAUAAAUCCAAAUUUAUUGAGUACAUUGAUGAAGCUUUAGAAAAAUCUAAAGAAACUGCACUUUCUCGUUUAUUUUUCACCUAUCAGGGGAUUCCUUACCCCAUCACCAUGUGCACCUCAGAAACUUUCCAAGCGCUGGAUACAUUCGAAGCCAGACAUGAUGACAUCGUGCUAGCAUCUUAUCCAAAGUGCGGUUCAAACUGGAUUCUCCACAUUGUCCAUGAAUUAAUAUUUACUGUUUCUAAAAAAAAGUAUGAAUAUCCAGAAUUCCCAGUUCUUGAAUGUGGGGAUUCAGAAAAAUAUCAGAGAAUGAAAGGCUUUCCAUCACCAAGGAUUUUGGCAACUCAUCUCCACUAUGACAAAUUACCUGAGUCUAUCUUCAAGAAUAAAGCCAAGAUAUUGGUAAUAUUUCGAAAUCCUAAAGAUACGGCAGUAUCUUUUUUCCAUUUCCACAACGACGUCCCCGAUAUUCCAAGCUAUUGCUCUUGGGAUGAAUUCUUCAGACAGUUCAUGAAAGGACAAGUUUCUUGGGGAAGCUAUUUUGAUUUUGCAAUCAAUUGGAACAAACAUCUUGAUGGCGACAAUGUUAAGUUCGUAUUGUAUGAAGACCUGAAAGAGAAUCUGGCUGCUGGAAUAAAACAGAUUGCUGAGUUCUUGGGAUUCUUUCUAACUGGGGAGCAAAUUCAAACUAUCUCAGUCCAGAGCACCUUCCAAGCAAUGCGUGCAAAAUCUCAGGACACACACGGUGCUGUCGGCCCAUUCCUUUUCCGCAAAGGUGAAGUUGGUGAUUGGAAAAACUUGUUCAGUGAAACUCAGAACCAGGAAAUGGAUGAAAAAUUCAAAGAGUGCUUAGCAGGCACCUCCCUCGGAGCAAAGUUGAAGUAUGAGUCAUAUUGCUAG